GGGGUGUAGGGACAUGCGCCCCUCCUUCUUCAUAAUGUCCGGAUAAUAGCGGGUGUAAAGUGGAUUUUGAACUUGCAGCCAGUCGCUCAGAGGUGGAAGAGGUCCGAGCGGGUCUGCUGCAGCUGCACCGCCGGAACGACGCGCCUUCAGCCGGGCUGUUUGUCUGAGACCUCCCGGGACUCUGAAGUGAUAACCGGACACAGAGCGGCUGGUUUUAACGCUUUUCUAAGACUUUGUCGACAUGAUGUCACACGUCCUCACACACCUGCUGUGCCUGGUGUGUGCGUGCAUGGCUCGUCCUCAACCAGUGUCCCCCCGCUCGAUGAGGAUGGAGCAGAACUCACCUGCGACCGGCUCUCUGGCGGGCCGGGUGGUGCUGCCCUGCCACUUCUCCAUAAUGUCAGUUUCCACCAUGCCUACCACCCCACCUCCGGCACCUGGACCCCUCCUCCUCAGUGACGCUCUCCAUGCCAUCCCGAGCCCCGGCGAGGAACUGAGGAUCAAGUGGACCAAGCUGGUGGCAGGUGGAGAGAAGGUGGUGCUGGUGGCUCAGGGAGGCGUGGUCAAGGUGGGGCAGGACUACAAGAGCAGGGUGUCGGUGGCAAGUCAUCCACUGUCGGUUGGCGACGCCUCUCUGUUGAUGGUGCAGCUGAGGGCCAGCGACGCCGGGCUCUAUCGCUGUGAGGUCAUGCACGGGAUGGAGGAUACCCAGGACACCGUCAGCCUCAACGUCACCGGUGUCGUGUUCCACUACAGAGCUCACACAAACCGCUACUCUCUGGAUUUUCCCGGAGCCGUGGCGGCGUGUCGCAACGUGGGCGCCACCAUCGCCACGCCCGAACAACUCACGGUAGCUUUCGAGGACGGCUUCGACCAAUGCGACGCCGGCUGGCUCGCCGAUCAGUCGGUCAGGUAUCCAAUCACAGAUCCCCGUCCUGGCUGCGCAGGCAACCUGGGGAGCAGACCGGGAGUGAGAACAUACGGCAUCCGCGACACCUUCGAGAAAUACGACGUGUACUGCUACGUAGAUAAACUAGAAGGCGAGGUCUUCUUUCCGUCCUCUGUCAAAGAUAAACUCACCUUGCAGCAGGCGAGAGACGAGUGCGAGAAGCACGACGCCGUGCUGGCGUCACCUGGUCAGCUGUUUGCAGCCUGGAGGGCGGGGCUGAACCGCUGCGACUACAGCUGGCUGUCCGACGGCAGCGUCCGCUACCCCGUCACCGUCCCCAGGCCUCAGUGUGGAGGAGGUCUGCUCGGGGUCCGCACGCUCUACAAGUAUGAAAACCAAACCGGCUUCCCGGAGCCGUCCGACAGAUUCGGACUUUUCUGUUUCAAAGCUAAACUACCAGAGCCGACGACCGCGAGUCCACCGAUGACCCCAGCUGAGUACAGCCCUACAUAUGCUCCCCACACUCCGACACCUGGAUCACUCAUACACCCUGAAAGAGCUGAAAUUCAAGCAAGAGUACCAGAUCCUGUCACAGAGAGAUCAAACACAGCCUCACCAGACCAACACGGAGCCCCCCACACAGAUUCAGACCACACCACAGCCUCCGUGACCCCGACUCCCACGCUAGACGACUACGACGUUCCAGAUUUUAAUGACUCACACAGGGUAGAGUCGGUGCCAGACAUCCUGAUCCCCAUGGAGCUCCCUCCUUUACCCACCACCCGCUCACAGCCCGCACACCUUGACAUCUCCGAUGGAGACGAUGGAGACCAGACGGGGUCAGGCCAAGACGAGAGCAGUGGCAGCGGGGACUCAGGCAGCAGCGAUGAUAGCUCAAGCGGGGCUGAGGUGGGAGCGGUGGUGACCCCAACAGAAGUGUGGGUGAAGAAAACAUCAACACCAAGCGAGCUUCUAGAAACCACAUCGAGGCCAUCAGAGCUUCAAGAGACCACUCCAGACCGUGACACCCCUGGACCGGGUCAGGAGAUCGAAACCACAUCGAGGCCAUCACAGCUUCAAGAGACCACUCCAGACCGUGACACCCCUGGAUCGGGUCAGGGGAUUGAAACCACACCGAGACCAUCAGAGGUUCAAGAGACCACUCCAGACCGUGUCACUCCCGGACCGGGUCAGGAGAUCGAAACCACAUCAAGGCCAUCACAGCUUCUAGAGACUGACCAAGACCGUGACACCCCUGGACCGGGUCAGGGGAUUGAAACCACACCGAGACCAUCAGAGGUUCAAGAGACCAUUCCAGAAGUUCAAACCCCAGAACCAGGCCUCACAGUUUGGACCGGAGAGGAGGCGCAACAACCAGCAGUUGUCUUUAAAGAGGACGUCACCUCUGGAAUCACCACUGACGAUGGGGGGUCAUCGGCCAAACCACCUUUCCAUCUCAUCAUCGUCAAUGUGCACGACCAAAAUCAAUCAGUUGACGACAUCUUAAACAUCUUGAACCAGCCUGGGGUCAUCGGAGGGACCCACCCCCACUUCCCCCAGAUCACCGACCUUUCACAGCUAACCAGUGAAGCCAUCAUCGGCAGCGGAGACGUCGACCCUCUCGAGCCUUCUCCCAUCAACCUGCCUCCGACCGUCAGCUUUGUCAACGGAAAACACGAGGUGACUUUUGAGCCGGAGCUGCCGGAGGAAGUCAGAGGAGAUCAGUUUGAGACGGCCACUCCUGUCCACGUAGGCGAGGAGGUGGAGGUAGAAGAAGAAGGAGCAGAGAAGGAGGAGGAGGAGAGCGCGACUUUUGAUUACAGUGCCAUAGAAAUCCACACAGAGGAGACACCUACAAAGGAAACUCCCACAGACACAUACCCAGAUGUAGUCACAGGCUCGGGUAUUGGUGCCGACGUGGUUCCUGAAGUCUUUACUGACUUAGAUGGAGGCAAAACCCAAGAACCAGGUGAUCAGACAGCAACAGGAACCACCACCAAGACCCCGUAUACGUUCCCCGUCUCAUCCCCAGCACCCACCACACCAUCAGGCUCAGCCCUCCCCGGCGUCUCCCAGCCGACAACUCACUGGGUCUCCAGCUACGAGGACGAGGAAGGCUCCUCAAACUCCGGCUUUGGUCCUUCUGUGCAGGAGGGCUCUGCAGACGAUGCUUCGCCCACCCCGGCUGCAGGCAGCCGGUCUGAUGUGAUGACCGACGAGACAGAAAUCGGAGGGACGGAGCUUCCGACUUCAAUCCCAGACACGCCGCCGCCGCCAUCCACUACCACAUGGACACAGACGGAAGACUUCGAAGGUUCUGCCUCUGGAGAGGACGAGGCUUCAGGACAAGACCCGCCAGAGAUACCCAAGUUUACCAGCACGCUACCACCAACUUAUUCCACCCGUCACACCCAACAGCCUCAACCUACAGCGGGCAGUGAAGUCACGGACGUGCCGGUGUUUUUACCACCUAUUUCCACGGUCACGGAGCCAGGCUCAGGUGCAGAGCAGCUGUCCGGAGAGGGGGAGGUUUCUGGGGAACACGGUGGUCUGGUUGACCUGGUUCCUAAAGCGGUCACCGUUACUGCUUUACCAGAUGUGGCAGCUGUGAGAGACCAAACCACACUCACCACAGACACUCGGGACAUAACCUCAGAACCUAGCACGCCAGAAUACUCCACACACCCCACAGAUGAUAAGAAACAUCUCGCCGUUACCGCAGAGCCUGCAUCCACGACCUCUGUAGACCACACCGAGCUUUACGGACUCCAGACCGAGCAGCAGUCCACCGCGGCCUCCACGCAGUACGUAAGCCAGUCCGACCUUUCCACGACUUUACCCCUGUACACGUUCGACCACAGCCCCUACUCCAUCCCCCAGUGGGCUCUGAUCCCAGACCCCUCUGCCACCCCUCUACCGGAGGCUGAUUCUGUGGACUACGACAGCGUCCCAUCGUUGCUGGAGUCGCAGCCUCUGACACCAAAAGAGAUCGUGGCUACGGAGGAACCAGAGAGCGGCACUGACUCAGCUUAUUCCGUGGACGCCAGCACAGUGAACAUCAGAGAUCUCCUGCCGUGCUCGGCCGCUGUGUGUCUGAACGGAGGCUCCUGCUACAGAAAUGGAGCGCAGAACAUCUGCCUGUGCGCACCUGGAUACACCGGACAGCACUGCGAGACAGAUGUCGACGAGUGCCAGUCCAACCCGUGUCUGAACGGAGCCACCUGUGUGGACGGAGUCAACUCCUUCACCUGCCUCUGCCUGCCCAGCUAUGCAGGAGAGCUCUGCGAGCAAGACACCGAGGUUUGCGGGUUCGGUUGGAGGAAGUUCCAGUCUCACUGCUACAAGUACUUCACGCACCGCCGGACGUGGGACGCCGCGGAGAGGGAGUGCCGGCUGCACGGCGCCCACCUGGCCAGCAUCCUGUCGCAGGAGGAACAGCUGUUUGUCAACCGUCUGGGAAGUGAUUACCAGUGGCUCGGCCUCAACGACAAGAGUUGAGAAGACUUCAGAUGGACUGACG
This is a messenger RNA of Larimichthys crocea (large yellow croaker), 4409 nucleotides long. RefSeq names its product versican b (gene vcanb). Gene Ontology annotation, biological process: positive regulation of neuroblast proliferation; skeletal system development; glial cell differentiation. NCBI's taxonomy places the organism in Eukaryota, Metazoa, Chordata, Actinopteri, Sciaenidae. The record is from RefSeq and is a predicted model, not a curated record. The transcript has 13 exons. The coding region runs from base 242 to 4387 and encodes 1381 amino acids. Gene Ontology annotation, molecular function: calcium ion binding; hyaluronic acid binding. Gene Ontology annotation, cellular component: perineuronal net; synapse.